Messenger RNA from Leguminivora glycinivorella, 496 nucleotides. Its product is annotated as chorion class A protein L12-like. The record is from RefSeq and is a predicted model, not a curated record. NCBI's taxonomy places the organism in Eukaryota, Metazoa, Arthropoda, Insecta, Lepidoptera, Tortricidae. The coding region runs from base 2 to 439 and encodes 145 amino acids. The transcript has 2 exons.
AAUGGAAACGUAUAAAUGUGUCAAUGAAAGUGGGACAAGCAUUCUGACUUCCAUUACCGAAGAAAGAACAUUCAAGAUGUCCCGUUUUGCUGUUGUUGUGUUGUGCGCCAUGGCUUUCCUGGUCCAGGCUGUCCUUAGCCAGCAGUGCGGUUGCUCUUGCGGCAGCUCCGGUAUCUCUCUCGGCGGAAUCAGCUUGAAGUCAUCCGGCAUCUCAGGCGGCUCGAUCUCAAGCAAGAGCUACUCGUCCUCCGGGUCGUACGGCGGCGCGGGCACCGGGCGCGUCGGCGUGAUCGGCGACAUCGACGCGUGCGGCAACACCUGCGUGGAGGGAUCGUGCCCGUGCUCGGCGAGGUCUGCUUCGGCGGAUGCGUGCCCGCGUGCGGAUCCGUGUCCAUCUGCGGACAGUGCGGAUGCGGUUGCAAAAACUAAUUCUCACUAAAACUGUACAGGCAACGAAAGGAUUUUUUUUCAUAAUAAAUGCUUGAAGUUAUAUGUC